This is a messenger RNA of Vanderwaltozyma polyspora DSM 70294, 3507 nucleotides long. It is a transcript of the gene PAN2, whose product is annotated as poly(A)-specific ribonuclease. Gene Ontology annotation, cellular component: P-body; PAN complex. NCBI's taxonomy places the organism in Eukaryota, Fungi, Ascomycota, Saccharomycetes, Saccharomycetales, Saccharomycetaceae. Gene Ontology annotation, biological process: nuclear-transcribed mRNA poly(A) tail shortening. The transcript has a single exon. Gene Ontology annotation, molecular function: protein binding; nucleic acid binding. The record is from RefSeq and is a predicted model, not a curated record. The coding region runs from base 1 to 3507 and encodes 1168 amino acids.
AUGAACAAUUGGCAAUUAUCGUAUUCAACACCAGUUGAUUUAAUUGAACAUUUGAAAAAACCUUAUUUUAGAUAUGAUAAUAAAGAAAAAGAGGCAACGAAAAUUAUCUUUGAUGAAAGGGCAAAUUUGAUUUGGUGUGGUGAUAGUUAUGGUAGAAUAUCUUCUUAUGAUCCAAAUUUUCAGUUAUACACUCGUUACACAGGUCAUUUUGGUGCCAUGCCAGUAAAUGAUAUGCUAUCCCAUAGAGAUGGUAUUCUAUCAUUAAGUGACGAUUCUUUGCAUUUUUCAAAUAGAAGGGGUGUGACCACAAUGAAUAUAACCAGUAUAGAUAUCUCUCUCUUGAGUGGUUUGAAAACUAUGUGUUAUGCUUCAAAAGACGUUCAAAAUGUUUUAUAUUGUGCUGGUAACAAUUCAAAUUCUGGUAUACUUUCAAUUGAUUUAAAUAAAAAUUGUCUAUCAUCGAUAAUUGAUUACUCUUCAAAGGUAAAAUUGAUGUGUUCUAAUAAUAAAAUUAUCUCAAUUGGUAAACAAUCAGGUUCCAUAGAUCUAUUGGACCCAAAUUCGAAUCAUAUCAUAAAAUCAUUUUCCGCUCAUUCUGCAACUAUUUCAUGCAUGGACUCAAGAGAUUAUACUUUAGUAACAGUAGGGAAAUCACGAAGGUUUAAUAGUAUGUUUGCGGAUCCAUUCAUUAAUGUUUAUGAUUUGAGAACUAUGCAACAGUUGCCUCCGGUAUCGUUUUCCAAGGGAACAAAUAUGGGUUCUGGAGGUGCGGAUUAUGUGAAAUUACAUCCAGUCCUACCUACAGUGAUGACUGUGGCUUCCGAACAAGGUUCAUUUGAUUUUAUAGAUUUAUCGAAUCCAACUCUAAGAACUCAAUUCGUACAUCCUUGUCGUUCAGUUAAAGAUAUGGUAAUAUCAGCCAACGGUGAUUAUUUAGGGUUUUUAACAGGUGAUAACACUUUGGGGACCUGGUGUAGGUCAAGUUCGAAUCCUGGAUUUACUAAUACUCCAGAUAUAUUAGAAUAUCCAGAUUUUAUAAAUGAUGGUAUUUUAAAUGUACCAGGUUCCAUUGACAAUGAUGAUUACUCCCUAAGUUCUGUAGGUAUGCCCUAUUACCCUGAAAAGUUACUUUCAGCUUGGUCUCAAGUUGUUUUCAGAAGUAAAGGUACUCUUCCGAAGGCAAUUGAUGUUUCUCAAUUAACGAAUUCAAAACUCCAACCUAUUAAACCGCAACAGACUAAUAUUAUUCCAUCUAAUAACAAUAAUGGUAUCAAUAACAAUAAUAAUAACAACAGUAAUAUUAACAACAACGGCAACAACAAUAAUAAUAAAUUACCACAUUUUUAUAAAUAUAAUUGUUCAAAAUAUGGACAUCGUAAUGUAAUCGAGUCCUAUGUUUGUUAUAAAGAUAUAAGAAAAACUGUGACCAAUAAGCUAAACAUUGUGAACAAGAACUCUUCAGCGAACGGUACUUUAAAUGUAAUCGAUACGGAAUUACUGCGAUGUAAGCCGUUGAAUGAUCAAGAAAUUCCUCCUGCAUAUAUAAAAUUACAAUUGACUCAUGGCCGUUACGGUUCUGAUAACUUCGAUUUCAAAUCGUUUAAUAAGACAACAUUUUCUGGAUUAGAUACAGAUAUUGAUCACCCUUACACUAACUCGAUACUUCAGUUAUACAGAUUUAUUCCUGAAAUCUUUAAUUUUAUUGUGGGCUGUUUAAAGGAUGAAAAUUUUACACAAAAUUCUUUACUUACAGAGACGGGUUAUUUAUUUGAUAUGAUGCAAAGAUCCCAAGGCAGAGUCUGUUUCACUUCUAAUUUCCAAACAACCUUGGAUUCUUUAGAUGAUUCAUCAAUGACUAAUUCUUCGACACCAAACAUGAUGCACUUGCAACAAAAUAAUACCAUAUUUCAGUCGUUAGAAUGUUUAUCAUUAGAUUCUGAAGAUAUGGGCUCUUUGAAUUGUGCAGAUAGCCUAGCAAAGGGGCAAACCCAGAAAUUUAAUGAUCGUUUCCUAAAUAGCUUAAUUGCAGAUGAAUUACAGAGAAGUACGCAUACUAUUACUAUAGAAGAAGAUUUUGGAUUUCAUCUGGAAUCUGAGGUGCUGUCCAGUUGCUCUCAUUAUGAGAAGAAAACUAGAAUUAUUCCGACACUGUCAGUAACUUCUCCUGUAAGAAACUCAACAAAACAUAUUAAUCGUAAAUUAACAAACCAUACAAUUUUACCAUAUAUCGAAUCUUCUAUGAAAAGGAUUAAACAAGUACAAAGCACCUGUGAGAUCUGUAAUAAAAACGAAAUAGUUGAACAUGAAAUAGUGAUAAAAAAUCUUCCUCCAGUAAUGUCCUUAGAAUUACUUUUAUCUGAGAAUGAGUGGACAGUUGCCAAAUCUGUAAAUGAUUGGUUAUCCCCUGAAUUUUAUGCAACUAUGUCUAAGGAUAAGGCAGUUCUCAAGAACCAUCCUAAUGAAUUAAAAACUUCCAAUCCUAUCUUUAAAUACGAGCUAAAUGGAUAUGUAGCCAAAGUUACUGACACGACUGGUGAGAAUAGGUAUGUCACCUAUUCAAAGAUAUAUGACAAUGAUGAUAAACGUUACAAGUGGUAUUUAUUCAAUGACUAUUUGGUUACAGAAAUAGAGGAAGAGGAAGCGUUGAAUAUAACCUAUUGGUGGAAAACAGUAGAGACUGUAAUAUAUUGCGAUUCUGAAGAGUUACGCAAGCCAUUUUUAUCAGUUGAUACUUAUCCGAUAAACUAUAACAUUUUAUAUCGUGAUCAUUUUGCCAAUGGUGUUAGAAAAGAUGCUGCAGCUCAGUAUCAACUAUUAACAAAAGGUGAAUUAUCUGAUAUCCCUAAACCUGGUACAUUAAUUGCAAUUGACGCAGAAUUUGUGAUAUUAAAUGAAGAAAUGAGUGACAUUGAUUGUAAAGGUAUCAAGACAAUUAUCAGGCCUAAAAAAACUGCAUUAGCAAGAGUUUCAGUGUUACGUGGUGAAGAAGGUGAUUUAUACGGAGUUCCGUUUAUUGAUGAUUAUAUUGUUCAAACUGACCAUAUUCAAGAUUAUGUUACUAAGUACAGUGGUAUUAACCCUGGAGAUUUAGAUCCUAAGAAUAGUUCUAAAGCCUUAGUGACUAGGACAGUAGCUUACAGAAAGAUUUGGUUGUUAAUGCAAUUAGGGUGUGUAUUUGUUGGACAUGGUUUAAGUAACGAUUUCAAACAAAUUAAUAUCAAUGUUCCACAGGAGCAGAUUAGGGAUACUGCCAUUUACUUCCUCCAAGGUAAAAGAUUUUUAUCAUUAAGAUACUUGGCAUAUGCUAUCCUUGAUAGAAACAUCCAAGAAGGCAAUCAUGAUUCGAUUGAAGAUGCGUACACUGCAUUAAUCCUUUACAAGAAAUACCUUGAUUUGAAAGAAAAGGGCACCUUGAAUCACGUGCUAGAUGUCAUCUAUGAAGAAGGUAGAACAACCAAUUAUAAAGUACCAGAAACCAAUAAAGAAGUGGUAGUUACCAAAUAUUGA